CUUGAUAAGACCAAGGAGGUAUUAAAUAAGCUGGAGAAACAACGACCAUCAACUCCUUUGUACGAUGUGAAGCACCGCCGCUCGAGGGCAUCAUAAAAUUCUCGUUAAUUUAAUUGGAUUUAACUGUCUACGUCAUGGUCAGUGACGUCACCUGACACCGUUCACUCUGUUUGCACGCUUGAGCGCUCCACGCCUUGGCCAGUUUAGGCUUAGCUUGCUUUUGUUUUUCUUGGUUCUAGUGGUCUUAGUGGUUGAUUGAAAAUGGCGUACAGUUCCGAAGAAUAUUUUUUAGAUGAUGAUUUAGAUGACCUUUUAACUGAGUAUAAUCUCACAGAAGAAAAGGAAGAAAUGCUGAAGGAUUUUGAAGAGGAAUGUGACAAAGAUACAGACGAUAGUGACAAUGAUGAAACAUGUUAUUGUAUUUGCAAAAACACCAACAGCAUGGACGAUCUAAUCGGCUGUGACAACGUAGAAUGUGCAGUACAAUGGUACCAUCUUUCCUGUGUAGGACUGUCAGCAGAAUCCGUCCCUAAAGAUGACUGGCUCUGCCCAAAUUGUUCUUCAAGAUCAGGAACCAAGCAGGUUACCAAAGAAAAUAUCAGCAAACCAUCAUGCAAAGAAAAUGUACCACGUAAACAUACAGAUGUUCAGCAAAGCAAGCAAAGUACGAAUGGAAGUGCUCCUCUGGGAAAAAAAUCGGACAGAAGCAAGAAAUUAAAGAAAGGGAAAGUUUCCUCUAUAAAGAAAGUAACAAUAAAACAGCCUGCGUCACAGACCAGUGUCGAAGAAGUAAAAAGUAAAGCUGUUGAUUUUCUACAUGACGUUUUGCAAGGCAUAGCAGGUGAUGAGCUAUAUCAUGACACUGAAAAUAGCAGGGACUUGAUGACAUUAGUGGAAACACUAAUGAAAAUUAAAAGUAGUACACCUAUGGUUGAAUUUGUUAAGUUGAUAAUAUCCAGAGUGUGGGAUAGCAUAUGCAAAGGCGAUGGAAAGAAACUUGGACCAGAAGCGAGCGAAAUCAUUUUAACAAAUGUAUUUGAGAUUUCUAUGGACCGCAAUUUAAGAGAUAAUUGGAGAACGAUUUUACGGGAACAGGGUGGGCAUGACCUAAGAAAUUCAUUAGUUUGCAAUUUUGUUUAUGUUCAGCUAGUGAACAGCAUUCAUUCCCAGUUGAUCUCUAUGCGUCAGGGAGAGAUAAAUAGAACUGUUAUAGAGAAAGACCGAGGUCUUACAGAGGAAGAGAUUCAAAUUGUUAGGUAUGUUUCUGGUUUUAUACCAUUUGCACUUGUAAAACAUUACAGGAAACACAAAAAUGGUAUAUCCAAAAUAUAUAGGGAAAUAUUACAGUCAUGGAAGGCAGUGGAGGGGGAGGGUGAUAGUUUUUUCGAACAUUCCGACAAGUGGGUAAAUAUGCAAGACAGAGGUGGAUUAUUCCAUGUAAAUGACACUGUUUUUAGAUUGUUUAUGGCUAUGGAAAUUGUGUCAAAAAAGCAUUUACUUAAAGAUGACCUCAAAAAGUUUAGAAAUGUUAAUAUGCAACAUACUUUAAUGGUAGAGAUUGUUAAUGAUGCUAAGGUACAGAAUUGCUGGUGCAAUGUCACAAAGAAUUUAAUUGCAGGAGAACUUAGCAUAAAUUUAUUACAUAUUGUAUCUUCAUAUUGGGCAAAAAUUAGAUGCAAACACUUUUUAAAUGCAUGUAUGAAUUUGAUAAAGAAAAAUGAUAGCCAAAUGUCUAAAAAGCAUGAUAAAGGUUUACGAAAAAAUCUUGCCUCAAAAUAAUUAGAGUAAGUAAUGUAGUAUGCAACUCUACAGCAACAAUACAGUAUUAACUGAAUAGAAAUUUUGUUGUCAAUUUUAGAUUUCAUCAUUUACUCUAAAAUGAGCAGAAGGUGUAACUAUGUAACAUACGUCCAUAUUGAAAUACAUAAACUUCAUACAAUUGUGAAAGAAAA
Messenger RNA from Anneissia japonica, 1952 nucleotides. RefSeq lists its product as uncharacterized. The record is from RefSeq and is a predicted model, not a curated record. The coding region runs from base 262 to 1779 and encodes 505 amino acids. NCBI's taxonomy places the organism in Eukaryota, Metazoa, Echinodermata, Crinoidea, Comatulida, Comatulidae. The transcript is spliced from 4 exons.